Molecule: messenger RNA, 150 nt
Organism: Staurois parvus
Lineage: Eukaryota; Metazoa; Chordata; Amphibia; Anura; Ranidae
Source: the annotation of a GenBank genome assembly
AUGGCCUACAUGGAACAAAUUGGAUGUGUGCAUCGGGAUCUGCGCUCAGAGAACAUCCUUCUGUCCGCCAUGAUGUCCUGUAAGAUUGGAGACUUUGGACUGGCCCGUUUCAUGGAGAGUUCUUCCAUCGCCAUCUCUGCAGGUAACUGA